Molecule: messenger RNA, 2332 nt
Organism: Cephus cinctus (wheat stem sawfly)
Lineage: Eukaryota; Metazoa; Arthropoda; Insecta; Hymenoptera; Cephidae
Product: leucine-rich repeat-containing protein 40
Exons: 10
Coding region: 145-1968 (607 amino acids)
Molecular function (GO): protein binding
Source: RefSeq, a predicted model, not a curated record
AAUUUAUCUCAUGUAAACCCGCCAUGAACCUACUCCUUCCACAAGCAGUAUGGCUCUAACACUGGCUUGUGUUAUGUUCGUGAAAUUGCGCAUAUUUGCACAUAAUAAGUUAAACAAUCUCCAAGCCCUCAAGAUAAAAAUAUUAUGAAAUCCGGUAAAAUGAGCGUGACGCGAAACAGAAUUAAUCAUCGUUCGGUAUUUAAACCGCGAACAAAAAAUGACGAUAAUGCGGAAUUGUCUGAAGACAUGGUUAUUUCCGCCAGAAAAACAGGACAAUUAAACCUUUCUACCAAGGGGCUAUCUACAGUACCAAACAGAGUCUGGUCUAUUAAUGAAUUAACACCUGAGGAAAUAAGGCAAUUAGAUGUUGGUUUAGAAUUUAAUGAUGACAAAGAAAAAUGGUGGGAACAAGAACCACUGAAGAUAUUAGACUUGAGUUCUAACAGUCUUACAGAACUUGACCCUAAAGUUGAGUUUCUGUCUGAACUUUCAAUAUUGGAUCUUCACGAUAACAUCAUGGAAACGUUACCAGCCGAAAUCGGUAAUUUAAGUAAACUCCGCAAACUGAAUUCCUCCUUUAACAAAAUAAAACAUUUACCCCUCAACUUCUACAACCUCUCGGAGCUACGUCAUUUGGAUUUGAGAAACAACUUAUUAAAGGAGCUGGAUCCUGCUAUUGGUGAUUUAAUUAUGCUAGAUUACAUGAACUUAUCCUGUAACAACCUAAUCAGCUUGCCUAUCGGAAUGGGAUACUUGGUGCGUUUGGUCUCUCUUGACAUAAGUCACAAUAUGUUGAAAGAGUUGCCACCCGACAUAACGAGCAUGCGAGUAUUAAAAAAACUAGAUGCAAAUUCCAACAACUUGGAAAUAUUGCCACCAUUUGGUGAGUUGCGACACAUGGAGGUGUUGGUACUUCAUACAAAUAAUUUAAAGAAUUUUCCCGAUACAACGGGUUGCGCAGCUUUGCGCGAGCUUCAUCUGGCAAACAACAGCAUUGAUGAGAUAGAUGUCUCGGGUUUGGAAAGUAUGGGACAAUUAAGAACUUUGACGUUAGCAAACAAUAAAAUCAAAGAAAUUCCGGAAGAAAUUGUACAACUGCUUAACUUGGAGCGGCUUGACUUGUCUUGCAAUAAUAUUUCGAAAGUGCCUGGUUGUAUCGGUAUAAUGCCCAACUUACAAAACUUUGUUAUUGACGGUAAUAAAUUACAAAAUUUAAGAAGAGAUAUAAUACAGUGUGGUACACACCGCAUACUUCGACAUUUACGGGAAAGCAUAGAAAUGGAAAAUGUCGAAUCUAGGGGAUUUUCUUCAUUGAAUGCUAACGACAGUAUAUUUCCAGACAAGUACGUUAUGAGGAACACAAGAUUAUUAAGCUUAACUGGUCAGAAUUUACAGGAAAUACCGCAAGCGAUUUUGGAGGACGCCAGUGAAGCUCAAAUAACGUGCAUUGAUUUAAGUAGAAAUAAAUUUUGCAAUUUACAAGAUAAUUUGUCGAUAGUGACAACGAUUACAGAUCUUAAACUCAGGUGUAAUCAAUUAUCAUCAUUGCCUGAUUGGAUAGGCGAGAAAUAUAAACACCUGCGAUUUAUAGAUCUAAGCAAUAAUCGUUUAUCGUCACUUCCGGCCAGUAUAAGUCUACUGGAAUAUUUGCUGGAAAUUAAUAUUUCCUACAACAGAUUUACGAAGUUACCUGAUUGUAUUUAUGAUAUAGAAAGAUUAGAGAUAUUAACGGUAGGAAAUAAUCAACUAUCACUUAUUGAUGUGUCAUCAUUAAGUAAGCUUCGAAGGCUUGCAACACUAGAUCUUUCGAAUAACAAUAUUGUAUUCGUACCACCAGAACUUGGUAAUCUGAAAAAUCUCAGGACUUUGCUCUUAUCCGGAAAUUACUUUAAACAACCAAGGCAAGCUACAUUGAUGAAGGGCACUGAAGAAAUUCUAGCGUAUCUUCGGGAUCGAAUACCAACCUGAGGUGGUUCGAUUAUCAUAAUCAUAAAAGUAGUAAGAAUGCAUCUAGUGAUCGAACCACCUUAACAACUUGAUGUAAAAAGGGGUAGAAAUUGGAAUAGCAUGAUUUUAUGAAUUAUAUCUGUGUCAGUUAAUUUAUUGUAAUAUAUACUAAUUUCACAAGAACAGUAACCUAAUGAAUAAUCAUUUUUGUAAACUAAUUAACAAAGUAUAAUUUAUAGAGUGACAGAAUACUCAAAUUGAAAGUAUCAUUGACAUCGGUCAUACUUUUUAGAAUAUUAUGUUGUCAUGUAAUUUGUCUUGUACGUAGAUGUAUUAUAUGUGAAAAGAAUUGUACAUUAAAAUGCAUAUACACAUAUUAUAUGUA